This is a messenger RNA of Mytilus californianus (California mussel), 2839 nucleotides long. RefSeq names its product E3 ubiquitin-protein ligase RLIM-like. The record is from RefSeq and is a predicted model, not a curated record. Bases 261 to 1184 code for a protein of 307 amino acids. The transcript has 6 exons. NCBI's taxonomy places the organism in Eukaryota, Metazoa, Mollusca, Bivalvia, Mytilida, Mytilidae. Gene Ontology annotation, molecular function: ubiquitin protein ligase activity.
CUUCCGCUUCUGAAAAAUAAUUAAUCGAUCCAGUGGUAAAGGAAGACACCGACUGGUGAAGUAUAUAUAGUUGACGCAUAUUUAGUUCAUAAUUCCUAACACAUUUAAUGUUCAUGGUAAAGAGAACAGCCAAAUUAAAGUAAUACUCUUAUGCUAGAAAAAUAUUAAAGAGUUUUAAUUGAUAAAUCAAUAUUUACAUUAAUAAUCAAUACGGUCAUUGUGGCUGCAUUUAAGACGACCAAAAGUGAUUCCUAAAUACCAUGGACGAUAUUGAUGGUGAUUUUGCUCUAGAACUACAACAUAUGGAACUGCUUAAACCUUUAUCAUCAAUAAGUGACAAUGACAACGAAAGGAUUGCUUGGCAACUACAGGAGCAAGAUUGGCUUGAGCAGGAACAACAUGAUGCUGAUUUUGCCCAGAGACUGGUUGACACUGAUGAAAGUAGACACAGGAAACGCAGACGUUGUUCAAGAAAUCAGGAAAACGAAAAUUAUCCUUCUUUUGUAAAUUCUCAACUAAUCAAUGAUGCUGUCCUGGCAGAAGAACUUCAGACGAUAGAACUACAAACACCUCAGUUGCAAGUCACUUAUGAAGAAAAUGAACAAAUUGCUUUGCAACUGCAAGAACAAGAAAUAUUUGAGCAGGAGCAACAUGAUGCAAAUAUUGCACAGACAUUUGAAGAUCGAAAUGAGACUCAUAAAAGGAGACAACAUAUUGGCAGGAGAUAUAGAGCUCCUGGUGAGAAUCGGACAGCACAAAGAACGCACCACAGUAGACAAAGUACUGAGGCACUCAACGAGGGAAGUUUGGCGGGUUCCGAAGUUAGGCAACAAUACAGAUCUGGUGAUAAUGACAACCAAAGUAAUAGAAAUGAUUAUCAAAACUAUGAUAAUGACAUUGAUGACUAUGAAGCGUUAUGGGAGUUACAGGAAGAAAAUGGAGAUGUACAAAAUUCAGGAAUGUCUGAAGACCAAAUAGAACGGAUACCUUGUCAUAAACCUAGCUUACAUACAUCAGCAAGUAAUGAAGAAAAGCAAUGUAGUAUAUGUUUGGGUGAAUAUAACGUUGGAGACUAUGUUAAAGCAUUACCAUGUUUUCAUGCUUACCAUAAAGAAUGCAUAGACCAAUGGUUAAAAAGCCAAGCUGUAUGUCCAGUGUGUAGAGUCGAUAUAAAAGUCGAGUAGCACAAGUAACUUUGACAAGUUUGAUAUUAAUUCCUACUGUAAUGAAAAUGUUGGUCGAAUUGUUUUACUGCAAUUCGGACUUUUACUUCUUUUUUUAUCAUGAGCUUAUACCAAUUGAUAAUAGAAAUUACAAACAGAUAGGCAACGAUUCCUGACCUCAUAAUAAAUGUCGUUGUAGUGCCACAGAAAAGGCCCUUCUACGCGUUUUCGUAAAUUUUUAAACUAGUGUUUGGUCUUUUUUGAAAUAUAGAUCACUUACAAAUAUAAAUUAAAUAAUUUACCAUGAUAGGGUCUAUAUAAUUAGUACCUCUCCUGUGACUAUUUAUUUGGCACGUGCAUGUGUUAUUUUUCCCCUACUCACAAAUAUGUGCUAAAAUAUGCACUUUUUAUAAUUUUUUAUAGAGAUAUCUCAUUUAUCAUAUUUGUCGACCGCAUUAAACAUUAAAGUCAUAUGAAACUUUAGUAACAACUGAUUAUUAAAGAACAAGUUUAAUCAAACAAAUCAUUUAAUAACUAUUUAGGGAAAGUUUAAUUAACAAAUGGGAAAGAUCACCUCGUUUUGUAAAACGUCGAAUGUUUAGGUCAAACAGAGCCCAUUUUAGCUCAUCUAUGUGAGCUAUUGCCAUCACUUAGCGUCCAUCGUCAUCGUUGUAGAGUAGUACAAAAGCCUUCUCCAAUUAAACUACAAUAGCAAUGUCAACCAAACUUGAACUGAAGGAUUCUUAGAGCAUCUAGUAUAAAGUUUGUGGUUUAUUUUUUACUCUUAAAAAACAUGGCCGCCACGACUAAUAAUAGAUUAGAAGGAUAAAAUGCAUGAAUUGUCUUAAUGAUUUGAAACUAUCGAAGAUAAAGAAAAUUUGAUAAUAACUAUUUCCUGUUUAUAUCAAAAUUAUCAGACGGCUCUUUAUGGAAGUUGAUGCCCUUAAAUUGCAACUUUUGACAAGUGUUUGUAUUUAGUCUACUAUCUCAAAAAUUAAAAUCAAUCGGUAGAUUGUAAAUAACAAAAAAGACCAUCAAUGCAAAAGUUACAAAAAUGUUAAAGAGUUGUCCUAAAAGGAAGAUUUCUGUCGCAUUGUCGUGCUUGGUUUUUUUUUCUUUCUUUCUCAAUUAUUUGAAAAAAACUAUUAUAGAAAGGUGGAAACUUUAAACAGCUAGGAACAAUUAUCAGCAAUACAAGAGUUACAAAAAUGUCAAUAUGACCGAAACCGGUAGAUCAUAGAUAGGUAGACAUUGUCAGCAGCAAAACUGAGUUACAAUACGCCAUUGGAUGACUCGUUAUUGCUCUUAAAUGGCGCCUUUUUUUUUUUUUUUUUUAUCAAAUUGUCGUUUUCUUUACUGAUUUUUGUUUGGUACUAAUUGUAUAAUUUUGUACAAAAAAAUUAUACAAGAUCUAGAUAUCUAAUAAAAUAAAUAUAUUUUUUGUACUAAUUCUAAAAUUUUGCCAAUAUCAUAAAAACUAUAAUAGACCAGAAAAAAAUUAUCACGAAUACAAUAUCUCCAAAAAUACCACCAAAUAAGAUCUACAAAUAAGCAAACAUAACUGAUUGCAAUAAAAUAAAAAAAUAAACAUCAAAAUGGCAUAGUUUCCCAGGUGAACAAUUCAUGCUCUUUGUAGCCUCUUGUUUUUUAUUGUUUAUAAAUUAUGUAUUGUCUUA